AUGUUCUUGCAAGAUAUCUCAUUAGCCUCUCCAGAAAACAGAAUUUCUCUCUCAGAGAAAACAGAAUUGUCUCGUAUUAUCUCUCGGAAGAAUGUUCUUGCAAGAUAUCUCAUUAGCCUCUCAGAGAAAACUGAAUUGUCUGUUAUUAUCUCUCGGAAGAAUGUUCUUGCAAGAUAUCUCAUUAGCCUCUCAGAGAAAACUGAAUUGUCUCAUAUUAUCUCCGGAAGAAGCAAGAUAAAGCCUCUCAGAAAAUUGUCUCUAUUAUCUCUCGGAAGAAUGUUCUUGCAAGAUAUCUCAUUAGCUCUCCAGAGAAAACAGAAUUGUCUCGUAUUAUCUCUCGGAAGAAUGUUCUUGCAAGAUAUCUCAUUAGCCUCUCCAGAGAAAAAAAUCUCUCUCGGAAGAAUGUUCUUGCAAGAAUUGUCUCUGUAUUAUCUCUCGGAAGAAUGUUCUUGCAAGAUAUCUCAUUAG
This is a messenger RNA of Acanthosepion pharaonis, 468 nucleotides long. The record is from the annotation of a GenBank genome assembly. NCBI's taxonomy places the organism in Eukaryota, Metazoa, Mollusca, Cephalopoda, Sepiida, Sepiidae.